AUGCGAUACGACGGAACGGUAUGGAGCAGUAUUCAUGGACGAUUACAUCAAUUGGUGAUAUCGGGUAUGAAGGAUUACGAUUUUGGUAGCAGUCGAUACAGGAGAUGUGGCAUAAUGAUACAGCUAUACAGUAUAACGCAUAUACGAAUGAAACAGAAUGAGGAAAUUGGGAGUAAUAUUGGAAAUAGCAGUGGUGAUCGAGUGUGA
This is a messenger RNA of Anisakis simplex (herring worm), 207 nucleotides long. The record is from the annotation of a GenBank genome assembly. Lineage: Eukaryota; Metazoa; Nematoda; Chromadorea; Rhabditida; Anisakidae.